Molecule: messenger RNA, 2939 nt
Organism: Odontomachus brunneus
Lineage: Eukaryota; Metazoa; Arthropoda; Insecta; Hymenoptera; Formicidae
Gene: heix
Product: ubiA prenyltransferase domain-containing protein 1 homolog
Exons: 2
Coding region: 275-1273 (332 amino acids)
Biological process (GO): menaquinone biosynthetic process; vitamin K biosynthetic process
Cellular component (GO): Golgi membrane; endoplasmic reticulum
Molecular function (GO): prenyltransferase activity
Source: RefSeq, a predicted model, not a curated record
UCAUCGUGUGUUUCAGGCUCGCACAACGUCGAGAAAAGUGGUCCCAGAAGGGACCGACGUCUUUCGGAAGGAAACAGAAGCUCCCUAGGGCAUCGUACGUUUACCGCGAUACCGUUUGUGCGAACGCCGACGCGUUGGUCGUGCGACAAAUGAUUCGACGAUGAUCGGAACUCUGUACUCGAGAAGCGAAGUGUUUCUCGAGCUGGCACGGGGAACGUCUUAACCUGAUCCAAGCUUCGUCCACUUUCGAGAGAAUUACAACACUGCAAGAAACAUGAUGUCCAAUGGUGUGCAGAGUUCAACUAGUCAGAUCAAGGACAACUCCAUGGUGAACAAUGUACAUCAGACCUCAGUAUCGUCAUCAGCCCUGAACUCCCCGCUUAUGAAAUUGUCUUCGUACAUCUUGGCACUGCGACCAUGGUCGUUGAGCGCGUCGCUGAUGCCAACGCUUCUUGGGUCAGCUCUCGCGUAUCGAAUGACUGGCCUAGAAAACUUCAACUGGUUAACGCUAAUUCUCACCGUGUACACGGUAGUUUGCGUGCACUGCGCUGGUAACGUGGUGAACACGUAUUUCGACUAUAUAAAGGGCGUAGACAGUCGGAAGAGCGACGAUAGGAUACUGGUGGAUCAUUUGUUGUCGAAAGAUGAAUUGGUCUCGCUCGGGGCGAUUCUGUACGCGGCCGGCUGCUUCGGAUUCAUCGGACUGGUGCUCAUCUCGCCCGCGAAGAUGGAGCAUUUAGCCCUCGUGUACUUCGGAGGAUUGUCCUCCUCGUUUCUAUACACGGGAGGCAUAGGCUUGAAAUACAUCGCUUUAGGCGACGUACUUAUCCUAGUUAUAUUCGGCCCGAUCUCGGUACUGUUCGCGUUCAUGACACAAACCGGCUACGUCGAAUUAGGGACGAUAUAUUACGCGAUACCGCUUGCGCUGAACACCGAAGCUAUCUUACACAGUAAUAACACGAGGGACAUGGAGAGCGAUAAGAAGGCAGGGAUUGUGACAUUAGCAAUUUUGGUGGGUCACACCGCGUCUCAUGUUUUGUAUGCCUUUCUACUGUUCACGCCGUACAUAACACUUAUAGUAUUGGCGUUAAGAUAUUCCGUAUGGUUUUUACUGCCGGUCAUUACUCUGCCAGCCGCCUUUAAAAUAGAGAAAGAAUUUCGUAACCCGAAUAGAAUUCAAAAUGUGCCUAGACGAACAGCCCGAUUAAACAUAUAUCUAGGUAUUUUGUAUGUUGUCGCUUGCCUGCACGUGGGCACGCUUCCUUAUCUAUAAAUUAUUUGUACUUUUUAUUAAACUUUGUAUUAAUGCCAUUAAUAAGGGAUUAUGGAAUACUCAGUAUAUAUAUCGGCAGCUGUUGUUAGCUGAUAAAUUUUGUAACAUCAUCUGAUUCGGGUCUUUGUCGUUUUCGUGCGAUAUUUUCAAUUUGUAUUCGAUACAACGUGAAGCUAAAUGUCCCUGUUAAUAUGAUUCUUGACUGAUGUGAUUACUGGUGACUGACACUACGAUACUACUUGCAUCUCAUUGAUUGACGUAUUAACUGUCAUUAAUUUAUAUCUAAAGUUAAUUGUAGCUCAAAUUAUCAUGUAUAGUUUAUUUGAAUCUAAAUAUUUUGAUACUUAAAUUUCAAUUCAGCUAAAUUUUUAAUAAAUCACUUCAGAAGUCAAAUUACAUAACAUAAAUUUGUGUAUAUAUUUCAUUAAAUGUAUAUACAAUAAAUAUUUUCGCAGACACUCUUAUUUAUUAUUUAUAUAAUUUAGCAAUUAAAAACCCAUAGACUUCAUUCAGUAAUAUUUGGAUAUUACAGUUAUUUGUAUUUGUAUGAAAAACUAUAUACACACACACAUAUAUACACACACAUAUAUGUUGUGUACUAACAAUAUUUUCAUGUGAGAGUUUAGUUAGAUUCUCUAAUUUUUUUUUAUAAUGAACUUCAUUUUUCUUUUAAGAAAAGUUAGUUUAAACAUUUACAUUGAUAUUGCAGUAUGUCUCUAAUACAGUCAUUAAGAUCUUGUAAAAUAAUUAUAAAUUUCAUGUUUUUAUGUUUAAAUGCUGUAAGAGGUUGUGAAGUAAUUAUUUUUUUAAUAUAAAUUAAAAUUAGGCACAAAUAUAAUAGAGCUACAUAGAUCGAACAUAUUUCAAUUUGUAUUGUUUCACUUAAUUAUUAAGACACAAAGGAAUUUUAUAUAAAAAUCUUAUAUUAGUAUCUUACAUUAGUAUUAGUAAAAAUCUUACAUAUUUUGAGAAAAUCUCAUUAGAAUCUCACAAAAACUUUAUUUAAACAUUCACAUUUCGAUAUAAUUAAAGUAAUCGCACAGAGAAACUUAUAUGAAAACAAAAUGUCAUGUCACAUAUGGGAUUUGUAUUAUAUUCUGUAUAUAAUAACUCUUUGUAUUAUAGUAUUUCAUUCAAACUCUCUCUCUGGGUUUAUCGAUUAAAUAUAUAUAAAUUUAUUAUAUCCUAUAUCGAAUAUCUCUCUUUGAGCAUAUAUCUCUAUGAAUUAAGUGCACUUUGCACGCGCUAUGUACAAUAACAUUGUCAUAUCAAGAAUAAGCAUAUGCUUGUAUAAAAAAAAUAUCAAAGAAAGAUAUAUGAAUAUAGGUUGAAAUGGUAAAAUAGUAUUUUUACGUAAUGAAACUAAUAAGUUUUUAAACUACACUUUAUUAUUUUGCGAUAUUCUUUAUUCCUGAGAAAUGUUCCUCCCUUUAUAGGAACUUAACUGUCAAUGUACAAUAUUGAAUGACAAUACCUUAAACAUUAUGCGGAGAAAUUUUUUGUUAAAAAUAUAUAUUUUUUCUGUAUGAUGCGACGCUACAACUUACAUAUUGUAUAACAAAAACAAUUGCGUUAUAAAAAAAUAAACUAAUAAGACUACGUUUAUGUUGUGUAACAUAUAUAAUACAAAUAUUUAAAUAAAUAAUCCCAUAGCAUUUUUACAGUA